UGAUAUCACCUGGAUCCACCCUUGAUCGAACCUAGUAGUAUAUAAACCCUCAGCAUCCCACCAUUCCACUCACAACAGCACACCAUGUCUAUCGAAGAAGGUCACAAAUACAGACUCGUCAACGCCAAGAGUGGUACCACUCUUGAUCUCUCUGGGGGCGACAACAAGUCCCUUAUUGGAUACGACUGGCACGGCGGAGAGAACCAGAAGUGGAUCCUUGAACGACAGGGUUCUGGCUGGACUUUUAAGAACGCUGCCUCUGGGCUCUACUUCUCCGUCGAGGGCAAUGCCGAAGACGGGUCUCCAGUCACUGCCUCGGAAAACCCUACUCAAUGGGACAUCUGGCCCGACGAGGAGGACGGCUCGGUUUAUCGGAUUUUCCUGCCCAACACUCGUUUCAACAUUGAUCUCGCUGAUCAUGGUAAUCCUACCCCAGGAACUCUUGUGACGCUGUGGAACAAGUGGCACCCCGGUGUCAACCAGUGCUGGCGUUUCGAGCAGGCUGAUUGAACGCUGAUGUUCGGGAAAGGACGAUUGAUUCUGAAAGGAUGCACAUGUACAAUAGCUUGAUGCAGGGUUGAUGCACAAAAUGAAUACUGUAUCGUUG
Messenger RNA from Somion occarium, 607 nucleotides. The record is from the annotation of a GenBank genome assembly. NCBI's taxonomy places the organism in Eukaryota, Fungi, Basidiomycota, Agaricomycetes, Polyporales, Cerrenaceae.